AUGCCUCAAAGGAGUGAAUUGAUAGAAGCCUUACAUUGUAAACUGCAGGAAGCCACCGAAUGUGCAGAGUUUGAUUUCCUCCGAGCUGUGACCGUGGAUGUGGAUAAGCUGCUAUCGAGCUUGCCUGUGCCCCUGCUCUCCAGGAGAACGCUCCCCCCAGAAACUGAGCUGGACACCAAGGCGAGAGCUCUCUACCCUGAGGAUGCCCCAGCGGGCAUGGUGCCGUUGGCCUGCGUGGGUGAGGGGAACCAUCUGUUUGAGGCAGCCAGCAUGCUGCUGAAGGGGGACACCAGCCUGAGCACGGAGCUGCAGCUGAGGACGAUGGUGGAGAUGGUCCUCCACAAGCAGUAUUACCUGAAGGGCAUGAUUGACUCCAAGGUGAUGCUGCAGGCUGCCAGGUACUCGCUGUGCACCGAGGAGUCGGCUGAGAAGAUGAACCUGCCCAUGGAUAUCCUGGAGGCCAUCUUUGACGCUGAUGUCAAGGCGACCUGCUUCCCGGGCACCUUCGCCAACAUGUGGCACAUCUACGCCCUGGCGUCGGUCCUGCAGAGCGAUGUUUACUCCAUCUACCCCAUGAGCAACCUGAAGAUCCGCCCCUACUUCAACCGCCUGAUCCGUCCCCGGAGCCGGGCUCCUGGGUCAGAGCUGUGGACGUUGCACAUCAUGUGGGCGGGGGAGCCGCUCUCCCAGGCGGUCUUCAAGCCCCAGUAUUUUGCGCCAGUGGUCCCCGCCCAGGAGCUGAGGGGCCAAGAGGCCGGCGAGACCCUCCUACCCCUGAAGACCCUGGAGCUUCUCAACGCAGAGCCAGACAUCUCCUACUCCAUGCUCCGGGAGAAGUACAGCAUCACCAAGAGUACCUUCUACCGCUGGAAGAAGCAAUCCCGCGAGCGGCGACGGAAAGCUGCCACUCGCUACGAAGCCAAGCACUACCUGCAGGAGUCCUUCAGCGGAGGCAACUUCCUACCCCUGCAGCAGUUCCGAAGCCACUUCCCGGAAAUCUCCCGCUCCACCUACUACGCCUGGAAGCACGAGAUGCUGACGGCAGGCACUGGGCCAGGAGGGGGGCACCGGCCCGGGUGCGAGCGGGGAUUUGACCAGGGCAGUGGGCUCGGGCGGGGUGACAGCAAGCCCCUGCCACCCAAGGCCUUGCAGAGUGAGAGCGUGGACCUCUCCAAAGCGGCCUGCGGCAGCGGCCUCGCCCCCUUCAACGGCCAGCGGUCACCUUCAAAGCAGCUGGCCAAACGUUUCCUCAGGGAGUGCGUCCUCCUUAACAUGUGCCCUCCUUACAAAAGCUUCAAGAAAACCUACCCCUGGGUCUCCAGGUCCAGCUAUUACAACUGGAGGAGUGAGGCGAUGAGCCACCUGGACACUCGCAGCCCCCUGGCCCAUUCCGGUCUGCACUGGGCACUGCCCGCCCAGCGUCGUGAAAUCGGCGCUCCCGGUCUAGUGCCCGGUGUCAAGGGUGAGGUGGAAGGCAGCGGCAGGGCCGGAAUUAGCUCGCUCCAUGCUGGGGUGAUGGCUGCUGGCAAGGCCUCCUACUGGCAGAAGGUGAGGCCAGGGGAAGCCAAGAAGCGGGCGCAGAUGUGGCAGAUCCCCCUGUCCACGUUCCGGGUGAGGUACCCAUCCAUCUCCGCCCUGACCUUCCUGUGGUGGCGUAGCUCCUCUGCGUUCAGGAGGACCAAGCCGAAGGUCAGCCACCCGCAGAAGGAAGGGAUCUCGGUCGAAACCAAAGAGGGUGUGGAGCGGGCACAGUCGCAAUCGGAGGAGGGAGUCCUGAGUCCCGGUGGCAUGACGGUCUCGGACUGUACGAUCCCGCAGGAGCAGGUCAAGCACCCGUUGGUCGUGGGCACCUUACACGGGGCAGCCUCCAAAGCCAAGGCCAAGCUCUUCCUUCAGCGCCGCUACGUGUCGAAGAACUUUCCAACAUUCCGGGAGUUCAGCAGCUACUUCCCCUUGACGCCCCGCUCAACAUAUUACAUGUGGAAGCGAGCGCUGAGUAAUGGGAUGAUGCUGAUGGAAUGCUGA
This is a messenger RNA of Hemiscyllium ocellatum (epaulette shark), 2025 nucleotides long. RefSeq names its product vertebrae development associated (gene vrtn). Gene Ontology annotation, biological process: regulation of transcription by RNA polymerase II. The record is from RefSeq and is a predicted model, not a curated record. The transcript has a single exon. Lineage: Eukaryota; Metazoa; Chordata; Chondrichthyes; Orectolobiformes; Hemiscylliidae. The coding region runs from base 1 to 2025 and encodes 674 amino acids. Gene Ontology annotation, cellular component: chromatin.